Messenger RNA from Xiphophorus hellerii (green swordtail), 3957 nucleotides. Its product is annotated as mRNA (2'-O-methyladenosine-N(6)-)-methyltransferase-like. Gene Ontology annotation, cellular component: nucleus. The transcript has 16 exons. NCBI's taxonomy places the organism in Eukaryota, Metazoa, Chordata, Actinopteri, Cyprinodontiformes, Poeciliidae. Gene Ontology annotation, molecular function: mRNA (2'-O-methyladenosine-N6-)-methyltransferase activity; RNA polymerase II C-terminal domain binding. The record is from RefSeq and is a predicted model, not a curated record. Bases 143 to 2335 code for a protein of 730 amino acids.
AGUGACUGUGCCCGGGUCCCUGUAAAGAUGUCUGAGCAGGCGGGGAGGGAGCGGAGCGGACGACUGAAAAGCAGCGCGGAGAAGCCCCAACUGUCUGCUGUUUCACCACGCAAGGUCCACAUGAUUGUGAUGAACAGCUGAAAUGUCCAAUAACAGCCAGGGAUCUGUGAAGGGGGAGGCGGCCACCAUGGUGCCACCCUCUGGCUCCGCCUCCUCUCACGGACCGCCCCUUUCUCCGUCCACCACCUCCAAAUCACCUGAGCUUCCAGAUGAGUUGGUCCAGGCUGGAUGGUCCAAGUGUUGGUCCAGGAGGGAGAACCGGCCCUACUACUUCAACAGAUUCACCAAUCAGAGCCUGUGGGAGGUGCCUGUGCUGGGUCAGCAUGAUGUCAUCUCUGACCCGCUGGGUUUGAACGCAGCUCCUGCAGAGGCAGGAGAUGGUAACCUUGGAAACGGCCAGAGGAAGAGGAGGAGCUCUGAGGAGCAGGGGGCGGGGCCUAACAGUUUCAAAAGAACAAAGUUGUGUUUACAGGUGGAGCCGACCACACCCAUCUCUCCCAGCACACCUGGCGUCAAACCGUGGAGCUCGGCCCCCGAGGAGAAGCAGGUUCCAGCGACGACGCCCACCACGCCCAGCCCGGCGCCGGCCCCCUACCGACCGGCCGUGAUCUACUGGGAUCUGGACGUCCAGACCAACGCGGUGAUCAGAGAGCGCUCGGCAGCCAAUCACCUGCCGCCGCACCCCGAGAUCGAGCUGCAGCGGGCUCAGCUGGUAACUAAGCUGCGGCAGCACUACCACGAGCUGUGCCACCAGCGAGAAGGCAUCGACCCGCCGCGGGAAUCCUUCAACCGAUGGCUGUUGGAGAGGAAGGUGAUCGAUAAAGGCCUGGACCCGCUGCUGCCCAGCGAGUGUGAGCCCGUCGUCUCGCCGUCCAUGUUCCGGGAGGUCAUGAACGACAUUCCCAUCAGGUUGUCCCGUAUCAAGUACAAGGAGGAGGCUCGGAAACUCCUGUUUAAAUACGCCGAGGCAGCAAAGAGGAUGAUCGACUCUAGGAAUGCGAGUCCAGAGAGCAGGAAGGUGGUGAAGUGGAACGCCGAGGAUACGAUGAACUGGCUGCGCAGAGAUCACUCUGCCAGCAAGGAGGACUACAUGGACCGCCUGGAACACCUGAGGCAGCAGUGCGGGCCACAUGUUACGGCCGUCGCCAAAGACUCUGUGGAAGGAAUCUGCUCCAAGAUCUACCAGCUGUCGGCCGAAUACAGCCGCCGCCUGAGGCAGACGCACCUGAGCCUGCUGCAGGACCCCUCCACAGAGACGUGCGCGUCGCCGCCCCAGUCACGGCUCGUCUACUGCUACCCGGUCCGGCUGUCGAUCCCGACCCCCGCCCUGCCCCGCGUGGAGCUGCACUUCGAGAACGACGUGGCCUGCCUCCGCUUCAGAGGAGAGAUGGUUAAGGUCAACCGGGGACACUUCAGCAAGCUGGAGCUGCUGUACAGGUACAGCUGCAUCGAUGACCCUCGCUUUGAGAAGUUCCUGGCCCGAGUUUGGUGCCUCCUGAAGCGAUACCAGGUGAUGUUUGGCAGCGGUGCUAACGAGGGCAGCGGCCUGCAGGGGGCGCUGCCGGUGGCGGUGUUUGAGGCAUUGAACCGGCAGUUCGGCGUCACCUUCGAGUGUUUCGCCUCGCCGCUCAACUGCUACUUUAAGCAGUUCUGCUCCGCCUUCCCCGACAUCGACGGCUUCUUUGGGUCCAGAGGGCCGUUCCUGUCCUUCAGCCCGGUCAGCGGCUCGUUCGAAGCCAACCCGCCGUUCUGCGAGGAGCUGAUGGACGCCAUGGUGACGCACUUCGAGGAACUGUUGGAUCGGUCUUCCGAGCCACUGUCCUUCAUCGUCUUUGUUCCUGAGUGGCGCGACCCAGUGACGCCGGCGCUGACCCGAAUGGAGGCCAGCCGGUUCCUGCGGCACCAGCUGAACGUCCCGGCCUACGAACACGAGUACCGCUCCGGGAGCCAGCACAUCUGCAAGCGGGACGACAUGUACUACCGGGCCGUCCACGGCACCGCCGUGCUCUUCCUCCAGAACGACGCUGGCUUCGGAAAGUGGGCUCCGACUCCGGAGCGUCUGGCGGAGCUGACGGCGGCGUACCGCCCCUCUCUGUCUCGCACUUCCUCCUUGUCGUCCCCUGGCCCCGCCCAGUCCGCCCCUGGAGACAGAGACUCCGCCCCUAAGGCCUCUGAUAGGACACAGAGCGCGAUGAUGUCACCUGGCGGCCAUGACAGCAACAACAACGGCAGCAGCAGCAGUAGCAGCCCUCAGGACAAGCUCACUGCGAUGUAGAGGGGCGUGGCCACUGCAGGCCACGCCCCUAAUGUAAAUGUGUGUUUACGAACAUCACCAGUCCCUCACCAGCACCUGUAGCACAUCCUCACCUCUUAUUGGUAAUCUACCACCGCCAUCAGGGGGCGGAGCCUCAUUUAAACUUCACUACGUCUCUUUAGUCUGUUGGCUGCUCUGAUUGGUUGAAGCUCACCUGAAGCUGAAUGAUGUCAGCGUCUGAACUGCUUCAGAGUUCCAGCAGUAAAAUCCACCUGAGGGGCGUCCCCUAAUUGGUUGUUAUGGCAGCUAUCAUGUCUGGGACCCGGGCCCUAUAGCAGGGGGCGUGGCCUCGGUAGCAGAGGGGCGGGGCAUCAGGUAAUCCUGAAACUGUGACAAGUAGUCAUGGAAACGAUCUUUCAGUCCCAAUCCAGUUCUGUGAUUCACACGAGAUUAGAAAAUACAAGCUGUUAAGGUGAGCUUUAGUCUGACCCAGUUUAAUUCAUACCAGAUUAAUCUGGAUUAAACCAGAUUAAUCUGGAUUAAACCAGAUUUAUCUGGUGUGAAUUAAACCAAAUUAAUCCAGUUUAAUCUGGUGACCUCUCUAAUCUAGUUUGGUUCAGUUCAGUUUUUUUUUAAAAAUUUGUUUUGAUUUCUUUGAUCCAUUACAAUCUGGUUAGAUCCAGUCUGAUCUAGUUUGAUUUGUUUGGACCUACUCUAAUCUGGUUCAUGUUUGUUAGAUCCAGUAUGUACAGGCUUUGGCCAAAUAAAUCUGGUAUGAAGGGAUUUGGGUUGUGUUGGGAUGGGAUAUAACCAGAUUAAUCUGGUUUAAUCCAGUUUAAUCAAGUGAACUCUAAUCCAGUUUAAUUCACACCAGGUUAAUCUGGAUUAAACCUGAUUAAUCUGGUGUGAAUUAAACCAAAUUAGUCCAGUUUAAUCUGGUGACCUCUCUAAUCUAGUUUGGUUCAGUUCAGCAUUUUUUUUAUUUAAUCUGGUUUGAUUUCUUUGAUCCAUUACAAUCUGGUUAGAUCCAGUCUGAUCUACUUUGAUUUGGUUGGACCUAAUGUAAUCUGGUUCAUGUUUGUUAGAUCCAGUAUAUUCUGAUUUAAUCUAGAUAAAUCUGGUCUGAAGAGGUCUGGGUUCUGUAGGGAUGGGUUAGUCUGGAUUAAUCUGGAUAGAACCAGUUUUAUCUGGUUUAAACCGGUUUUGUCUGAACGUGUCCAUCUUUAAUAGGAAGAAAGCUGACUCCUCCCACUUCUGAGUGCUCUCUGAUUGGCUGGUGGUGGACCUAUCAGGCGCCUGUCUGUGUGUAGAUAGUGUACAGCUGGACUGAUUUGAGGUCUGUUGAUGUUUUGCUGUUGAUCAGUUUUUAUUUGGUCUAAUUUAACCUUUUUAAAGAGAUGAAAUGUGUUUGUGUGUUUUAACCGAACCAAAGUGUUUAUGAUGUAUAUGAGUGUGUACAGUAGAGCCGCGUAUGACAGCUGGGCUCCUCCUGCUCUGCAUGAACCCGCUGGAGGAAGUUCAGACCUGGACUAGGUGGUCUCCUCCGGGGUCCUUCCAGCUUCAGUGUAAAUUCAGUCUGUCCUUCGUACUGCCUGCAGAAAACCUGCAGCUUCUCUCCUAGUAAAAAUAUAUCCAGCCCAGUA